GAAUCGUCACCAUAUCACCAACAGCAUGGUUCUGAUUUGGGAAGUGGUACACUGGAGGUACCUGCUCCUAAUGCCUCGGUGGCUCAACGUUCAUUAUCACCAUCCAGUGCCGUAUCAGCUGAAACGAUCAGCUAUAGUUUGGGGUCUUCCAGGGCAAAUUCCUUACCGCGCCCCACAAGUCCAUCGCCUUCUCUUGCCUCAGAGAAAACCGAGGUAGAUAUACAAGAAAAACAAGAACGUGAAGAAGAAGAGCGGAAAAGAAGAAUACAACUCUAUGUUUUUAUAUCAAGAUGUAUAGCUUAUCCUUUUAAUGCAAAGCAGCCUACUGAUAUGACUAGGCGACAAACAAAAAUAACAAAGCAGCAGUUAGAAAGUAUCAUCAAUCGGUUUCAAAGUUUUUUGAAGGGAGAAACGCAAAUUAUGGCAGAUGAAGCCUUUCAAAACGCUGUACAGAAUUAUCACGAUGUGUUCUUGAAAUCCGAAAGGGUUGUAAAAAUGGUACAAUCUGGUGCCUGUUCACAAUAUGACUUCAGAGAAGUUUUUAGGAAUAACAUAGAAAAACGAGUUAGGUAA
Messenger RNA from Diabrotica balteata, 573 nucleotides. Lineage: Eukaryota; Metazoa; Arthropoda; Insecta; Coleoptera; Chrysomelidae. The record is from the annotation of a GenBank genome assembly.